GGCAGUUGGAUUUCAAUUUUGAAAUAUGUAUUAGGAUUUUACGCGUUUGGUGGGGGACUAUCAAAACAUAAAAAUGACGGAAGAGUCGGCAGUUAAAGUCUGUGUUCGAGUCCGUCCGCUUAUUGAGAGGGAAGAAAGCGCUGCGUCGGAGAACGCGGAGUCUGUCCAGGUGUUUUGGAAGGCUGACAAGAAAUCCAUUCAUCAGAUCGAUGAUGGGAAUUCCACUAAGAGCUUUGUCUUCGACCGAGUUUUCAUCGCAGAAGAAACAACCAAUCAGCUGUACCAGAGCAUUGCAAAGCCUCUGGUUGUUUCCUCUGUCCAGGGGUACAAUGGAACUAUAUUCGCUUACGGGCAGACUGCUUCAGGGAAGACUUUCACCAUGAUGGGGAGCAAUCGUAUUCAUGGAGUGAUCCCUCUGGCUGUGGAAGAUGUCUUCCACACCAUUAAAAAUUGUUCAAAGAAGGAGUUCCUUCUGAGGGUUUCUUACAUGGAAAUCUACAAUGAAACUGUGAGUGAUCUGCUCGUUGACAGCUGGAAGAGAAAACCUCUGGAAGUCAGAGAGGGAAUCAAUAAAAACAUCUACGUGGCUGACCUGACUGAGGAGCUGGUUACGAAUCCUGGACAAGCUCUGGCCUGGAUUCGGAAAGGAGAAAAGAACCGCCACUAUGGAAAGACUAAAAUGAACGAGCGGAGCAGCCGCUCGCACACCAUUUUCCGAAUGAUCCUGGAAAGCAGAGAAAGCGACUCUGCAUCGGGUGAAAAUGCUGAUGGAGCCAUUAUUGUGUCUCAUUUGAACUUAGUUGAUCUGGCUGGAUCUGAGAGAGCAAGUCAAACCGGAGCUGAAGGCACACGUUUCAAAGAAGGUUGCAAUAUCAAUCGCAGCCUGUUCACGCUCGGCCAAGUGAUCAAGAAACUGACUGAUGAAAGCCAGAAGGGUUUCACCAGCUACAGAGACAGUAAGCUGACCCGCAUCCUGCAGAACUCCUUGGGUGGAAACGCUAAAACAGUCAUCAUCUGCACCAUCACUCCGGUCGCUCUGGAUGAGACGCUCAGCACUCUGCAGUUUGCCAGCACUGCAAAGAAAAUGAAGAACGACCCUCAUGUGACGGAGGUGUCUGAUGACGGGGCUCUGCUCAAAAGGUAUCGCAACGAAAUUGUAGACCUCAAGCGACGACUUCACGAGGUCUCUUCAGACACUCAGACCACAGCGACGGAGAAGAAGGUUCUCUCCCAGCUGCUCCAAGAAAAGGAUCAGCUCCAGAGAGAACAAGAGGACAGGAUCAGAAACCUGACCAAACUGCUGGUCACCAGCUCCAACUUGGUUCCUGUUCGAAAGAGGCCAAAACGCAGGGUAACGUGGGGAGGAAAGAUGCUCAGACUUGCCCCUCCGUCUGCAUGUGAUGAAGGUCCAUCUGACCUCAGCUUUGCAGAGUCUUUCACUCAUCAGAGAAAAGCAGGCCGCUCCUGUCUGACGGAUCUGUGUGAAGAGGAUGAGGACUUUGACUCUCACUGGGAGAUUCCCGAUGAGCCUUCAGAUGACAUGGACAUGAGUCAGAGCUCUGUGACUGUCCGAAGCUUUGGAGACAGCCCCAAAGACUUUUCGUCUCCAGACCGUAUCCACAAGCUUUCAGGGAAAGUGUCCCACCUGGAGCUACAGCUGGAAAUGGAGAGUCAACAUAAAGAGGAGGCCAUGUCAAAGGUAGACGCUUUAGAUGGCAGAGUGGCCGAGCUGGAGCUGCAGCUGCAGACUGAGGCCCACCAGAAACAGGAGGCCCUGGAGAAAAUGCAAACGGCAGAGCUGAGGGCGGCCGAGGUUGAGCUGCAGCUUCAGCUGCAAACGGAGAACCAGCAGCAACAGGAGGCCCUGGAGGAGAUGCAGACGGCGGAACCGAAGAUGGCCGAGCUGCUCCUGCAGCUGCAGACAGAGGUACAGCAGAGACGGGAGGCCAAUGAAAAGGCGGAGAUGUUGGAGUUCAGAGUGGCAGACCUGGAGAGACGGCUGGAAGAACAGAGCCACACUCGGAGUGAAACUGAUGAACAGAUGAGGAAAGAGUUUGCAGAGACCAUCCAGCUGUGUGAGACUCUGGCUAAAGAGAAGGACAUGGUGGCGGCUGAGAGAAACUAUCUGAAGCAGGAGCUCGGGAUGUUCAUCGAGCAGACGGAGCGUCUGGAGAAAGAGAAAGCUGCUCUGUUAACGGAGAUGGAGGAGAAAAGAGAGAUGGACGAGUUCAAAUCUCUGGAGGAGGAGUUCAGCAAAGAGCACGAGAAUGAGUUGCAAAACGAAAUCUCUGAACUGAAGAGGACCGUCGAAUCCUCUGAACUCCAAUGCCUGGAGCUUCAGAACAAACUAGAAACUCUGUCUGAAAAGCUGCAGAAGAAAACAGUAUUUGCAGAGGAACUUCAGAGUAUGAGCGGUAAGGACUUGGUGCAGGAGGUGGCGACGCUCCGCCGCUCUCUGGAUGAUGCCGAGGGGCUCAGCAGAGACACGAAGAAGGAAUGGGCCCACCUGCGCAGCAAAAACAUCGCUGUGGAGGAGAUGAAUGUGACUCUGAGCGCCAGCUCCUCGAAGAUGGAGGCUGAGGUGAACAGCCUGCGCUUUCAGCUGGAGAAAGAGAAGUCGCGCUUCAGAGCGAUGCAGAGCGAUCUCGAAAAAGAGCUGAACGUGGCAUUCAACGAGAACACGAAGCUCACCAGUCUGCUCGACGGAAAAGUCCCAAAAAAUCUGAUAGACAGCAUGGAGCUGGAGAGAACCGUGGCCCAGCUGAACCGAGAGCUGACUGCGUCUCAUGAGGCAGAAGGAGCCCUCAGAGCUCAGCUGGAGGAGCUCGCCUCGCUCCAGACUCUUCCAGAGAAGGUGGACCAUUUGACGAAGCAGCUGAAUGAGCUGACUGAAGAGCUUCAGCGUGUGCGAGAGGAGCAGGACGCUCUCCUGUCUGAGCAGAGGAGCUCUGCAGAGGAGACGGAGAAGCUGCUCUCUACAGUCACAGCGCUCACUGCAGAGAGAGACCAGCUCACGAGGGACCUUCAGGAGAACGAGGAGAUGGCUGCAGAGACACAACUUCUUCUACAAUCUCUUCAAGACGAGCUCCAAGAGCAGAGGGGAAAGAACUCUGAUCUGGUGAACCUCGCUGAGCAGAAGGAGUCUGAAUCAAGGGAACAUCUGCUGAGUCUGUCACAGGAGCUUCAGCGUGUGCGAGAGGAGCAGGACGCUCUCCUGUCUGAGCAGAGGAGCUCUGCAGAGGAGACGGAGAAGCUGCUCUCUACAGUCACAGCGCUCACUGCAGAGAGAGACCAGCUGCAGACAGACAUGCGGGAAAACGUGGAGAUGAUGAUUGAGAAUCAGGAGGCGCUGAGGACGGCCCUGGAGAAGAAUCGACAACGGAAGGAGCAGAUCAAACAGCUGGAGACCAAACGGGAGGAUUCACCCGAUGAGAUGAGGGCACGGAUGGAGGAGCUGAAAACACUGAUGAUCGAGAACCAGGAGGAGCUGAGGGCGUCUCAGGAGAAGGUCAGAAUUCUACAAGAUGAGAUCAACGAGCUGAGGAGUCAAAAGGCCGAGCUGGAGGGCAGAUCAAGAGAUGGGAGUGAUGCAGAGAUUUACCUCCAACUGCAAGAGCUCCAAAAUCAGAUUCAGAGGCUGACUGAGGAGCUCGAGAGUGUUCGAGCGGAGAGAGACGGUCUGUCGUCGGAGAGGACGGCCGACGCUCAGACUCGCAGCGAGGAGACUGAGGAGCUGCUGUGCAGAGUGAUGUCUCUCAGCGAGGAGAGAGAUCAGCUGCAGGAGACUCUGGAGGCUCUGAGACGGGAGAAGAAGCAGCUCAGAGCAGAGCUGGAGAACAGGAUGGAGACGGUCGCACUCGCCCAAAGUGGGUUUAACCAGCCAGACAUGGUGACCUCAGAACUGCAACCACAGGAUGAGAAUGUAACCCAUCUUCAGCAAGAGAUAAAGGAACUACAGGCGACUUUCCAGGCCGUCACCGAGCAGAAGAGCCAGUUGGAAGUUGAUCUGCAGCGUGAGACGGAGACGGCUACAGAGACUCGAGAUCUUCUACAUUCACUUCAACAGCAGCUGCAAGAGCAGAAUCAGAGGAACGUGGACCUGGAGACACGAAGCCCAGAGAGGCCAGCUCAGCUAGAACAACAGGUUGCAGAGACUCUGUGUCAUAUUCAAUCUCUUCAAGAGGAGCUCCAAGAGCAGAAGCAACUUUACUCCGAUCACAUGACACUCUGUGAGCAGAAGGAGUCUGACUUGGAUCAACAGACCAAGACUCUGACCGAGCAGCUUGAGAGUGCGCGAGCAGAAAGGGAUGCCCUGUCUGAGAAGGAGACCAGCGGUCAGACCUCCACAGAGGAGAUGGAGGAGCUGCUGUGCAGAGUGACGUCUCUCAGCGAGGAGAGAGAUCAGCUGCUGGAGACUCUGGAGGCUCUGAGACAGGAGAAGAAGCAGCUCAGAGCAGAGCUGGAGGACAGGAUGGAGACGAUGCAGUGUGAGUUACAGCUGCAGCAGCUCAGCUCUGAGCCUCAGUCGCUGAAGGACGAGCAGGACGACUGCUCUGCUCUGCAGAUCCAACAGCUAGAGGAGCGUCUGGAGAAAACUCAGGAGGAGGUGAGCCAGUUGAAGUCUGACCUGCAAGAAAACGUAGAACUGAUGAUCGAGAACCAGGAGGAGCUGAGGGCGUCUCAGGAGAAGGUCAGAAUUCUACAAGAUGAGAUCAACGAGCUGAGGAGUCAAAAGGCCGAGCUGGAGGGCAGAUCAAGAGAUGGGAGUGAUGCAGAGAUUUACCUCCAACUGCAAGAGCUCCAAAAUCAGAUUCAGAGGCUGACUGAGGAGCUCGAGAGUGUUCGAGCGGAGAGAGACGGUCUGUCGUCGGAGAGAGACGGUCUGUCGUCGGAGAGGACGGCCGACGCUCAGACUCACAGCGAGGAGACUGAGGAGCUGCUGUGCAGAGUGACGUCUCUCAGCGAGGAGAGAGAUCAGCUGCAGGAGACUCUGGAGGCUCUGAGACGGGAGAAGAAGCAGCUCAGAGCAGAGCUGGAGGACAGGAUGGAGACCAUGCAGACGGAGAUGAGGACUCUAACUGAGAAACUGGAGCUCGUUGAAGUGGAGAGAGACGGUCUGCUCUCUGAGAAGGAAGCCAGCGGUCAGACCUCCACAGAGGAGAAGGAGGACCUGCUGUUAAGAGUGACGUCUCUCAGUGAGGAGAGAGAUCAGCUGCAGGAGACUCUGGAGGCUCUGAGACAGGAGAAGAAGCAGCUCAGAGCAGAGCUGGAGGACAGGAUGGAGACCAUGCAGACUGAGAUCGCACAGCUGAACACGUCUCUGCAGACUGUGACUGAGCAGAAGAGGCGGCUGGAAGAUGAUCUACAGCAGAGCAUGGAUACGGCUUCCACAACAGAAGAACUUGUGAAGUCACUCCAAGAGAAGCUGUGUGAACAGAAGCAGAUGAACUCUUAUCUGGACAAACUGUUUCAGGAGAAGGAACGCUCUUUGGAUCAACAAAUGAGGACUCUAACUGAGAAACUGCAGAGCAUUGAAGCAGAGAGAGACGGUCUGCUCUCUGAGAAGGAGACCAGCGGUCAGACCUCCACAGAGGAGAAGGAGGACCUGCUGUUAAGAGUGACGUCUCUCAGUGAGGAGAGAGAUCAGCUGCAGGAGACUCUGGAGGCUCUGAGACGGGAGAAGGAGCAGCUCAGAGCAGAGCUGGAGGACAGGAUGGAGACGUUGCUCGGCGAAGCGAACACGACCAUCUCAGCCCUCAGAGAGCAGUUGAGCAGUUUGGAUCAGAGCACCAGUGGAGUCAAGGAGGAGGAGGAGGAGGCGGCGUCGGCGUCCCGGCUGCAGGACUCUGCUGAGCAGCUUCAGGAGUCCUUCGGAAGAUUCCAAACCUUCAUAGACGAUUGUUCCAAGUACAGCUCCACAGCCCCGGACAAGAUGCUGUGUUCGCUGAGUCACCUGAGCACUCUACCAAAACCCACCACGGACGCCUACAGCACCGUGUGUCAGCUGCAGCUGCAGACAGCUCGGACUCUGGGAAACAUUCCGGAGCACCUGCAGGUGCGAGCGCAGGACUACAGGAAUCUCUUCAAGCUGUUGGUGAAGAAAGAUUUGGCCGUUUUUGAGGAGAGGCGUCGGCAGGAUCUGCUGCUGUGCCGAGCGCAGGCACCCCGCCGCUCGCUCAAAGACGAGGACGGCAGGCUGACCGAGCUGCUGGACAAGAGGCAGCUCUGUCUGCAGAAAAUGUCCAGCGUGUAUGGGAAGCUCCGGGCCAACAUGGCUUCCUACACCAGCGAGCUGUUGGCUGAGAUGCGAGCCAGAGAGAGGUUCACUGGGCAGCUGAAGGCCGUCUUCACCGGCCAGUCCUUCAGCUUCAGCGGGCUGGACGGCAUCCUGAGCGGAGAGCUGGACCACAGGUCUGCGAUGGAGCAGGACAGGAAGAUGACCCUGCAGGCCAUCAUGGAAGAGCAAAACGGUCUGUGUGAGGAGCUGAAGCUGCUGGAGUCUCAGGCGGACUCUCGCCUCCAAGAGGAGAGGAGUAAGACCUCUACUCUGCUGGAGGGAGCUCCUCUGAAAAAGGAGCUCACCCUGCUGAAGGACAACCAGCAACUUGUGCUUCAGCUCCAGCAAGCUGAAGAAAGAGUCAAAGCUCUGUGCGCACACAUUGAGCAGCUGGAGGAGGCUCAGGUCAAAGCCAGCAACAGAUUGUCCAACCACAAACAGGCCACCCAGCUGCUGCAGACGGAGCUGCAGGACAGCCGCGCACAAGUCGAUGAGAAGGACGGGACGAUCCAAACCCUCAAGAGCAAACUGCGCCAGUCUGAGAAAAAUGCAUCACCCAGCGCUGUUGAGCUGGAAAAACUCCGGAGUAAACUGUUCAAAAUGGAGGUGGAGUUGAGUUCAGCGUCUGAUAACCACAAACAAGAGAUCCAGAUGAUGAGCACAGUGCUGAAGGAAAAGGAAGAGUCCGUGAGGAAGCUGAAGGAGAGUUUGAGGAAAUCACAGCAGGAAGGAGAGGAAUCAUUCCUGCAGGGUGAGGACCUUCAUGCCAGACUGACCAACCCCAGAGGUUUAGUGAUCAAGACCAGCAUUCUGCUGGAGAAGAACAAACUGGAGCAGGAAGUCAACCAGCUUCAACUGAAAAUAACUGAGCUGGAAAGCUUGGUGUCCAGUCAGCAGGAAGAGAUCACCAAGUGGAAGAGCAGAGCCACCAGGCUGAAGGGGAAGACCAAGGCCGAGGUGGACAAGCCCUCAUCGCCCUGCACCCCCACCAAGAGGGGCCUCUCCAUGACCUCGGACACCUCCAACUUCUUCAGCUCACCCAAGAAGUUUCUGGCUACUCCCAGGAAGCUGCUGGACUCUCCCCGGAAGCUGCUGGACUCUCCAAAGGUCUCUUUGCUCGACUCUCCCAAGAGCAGAUUCUGGGGGGCGGGAGGAAGCUCCGAGAUGCUGUCCAGAACCCUCCCCAAGCAGUUCUUUAAUAACUCCAAACUCGGAACAAUCCCAGAGGUUUUCGAUGUUCCUGAUAGACCCGACGCAGAGACGGAUGUGGAUGCAGAUGCAGACGGGAAGGAGGACAGGUGGCCUCAGUCUCCAAACCAAGAGCAAAUGUGUAAAACGCAGUAAAAUGCUCCUCGUGCAAUCAUUUUAAUUGUCUUUCUUCAUGUUGUUUUUCUUUGUUCUUUUACUCCAUUGUUCUAUAAAUA
Anarrhichthys ocellatus (wolf-eel) is the source of this 7701-nucleotide messenger RNA. RefSeq names its product centromere protein E (gene cenpe). Bases 74 to 7621 code for a protein of 2515 amino acids. Gene Ontology annotation, biological process: microtubule-based movement; mitotic cell cycle. Gene Ontology annotation, molecular function: microtubule binding; microtubule motor activity; ATP binding. Lineage: Eukaryota; Metazoa; Chordata; Actinopteri; Perciformes; Anarhichadidae. The transcript has 54 exons. The record is from RefSeq and is a predicted model, not a curated record. Gene Ontology annotation, cellular component: microtubule.